UUAUUGUUCUGUUUUCUUCCAAAAUAUAUUUAAUUAUUUUUUAUAGUUUUUAGAUAUCCGGUAAUACAGAGCAUUGAGGCAAAGUGUUGGCAUACAAUAAUAGGGGAGUUGACGAUCUUGGGACUGUGCAUUCCCUGCAUAGGCUGUCUUAAAAUGUCCAUAGCAACCUUCCUGUUUUAGCUAACUUGUUGUGGUCACGUCUCUACAACAUGUCUGGAUUGGAUGAUUGAAAUUAUGUUCUAUGCAAGGAAAGUGAAAACCAAACAAAAGCAUGUUUGGAGCUGAAAACGUUAUCACAGAAUCUGAAAAAAUGACACCAAUCAAAUCUGCCAGAGACAGAGCUUUCUUAGAAUCUCUUGGUGAAUACAUUCAACGUGAGAAGGAACGUCUGAUGUGUCCAGUUGAGGGGCCUGAUGAGCAACGUUACAUCAUUUACAGCUCUGCAUUUGAUAAGGUAAUUGAGUAUUCAACUGCAUACAAAACACUCCUCACUGCCAUCAAAAAAGAGUAUGAUGAUUUCAUUUGUGCCAUAAAAAAGACUGACCGUGAUGCCAAGCUGGUGCAUGGGAAGCUAAAGGCAAUGUUGGCCCAGCCCACCUCGCUUAUGUACUGUCAAAGAAGAGCUGUCCAGCUUCAGGAAAGGAUUGCCAUAAUUCAGAGAGACACUGCAGCGUUGCAAGCUGAGCUCAAGAGACUACAGGAUUCGAGAAGAGACAAGAGAUCAUCAUUGCAUCAGGAGACCUCUGACUGCAAGACACGAUGGCCUGUUGGGCAAAUUCCAGGUCUGACAUUUGAUGAGUCAAUGAACCCAGCAGCUCUGGCGAAGCAUUUAGAAUACCUUGAGCGGAAACGAGCUAGCCUGCAGAUUAAGAGGAAGAGCCAGUAUGUGUCUGUUUCUGUCAAGGCUGAUUUGGACAACAAAAUGUGUUUUGCCAUGGACCAGAGGGAUGAGCUGGCAGUAGAGAAUGAGAGACUCCAACUGCGAUACAAACAGAUGACGUUUUUGAAUGACUCCCUCAUUUCCUGGGAACAGACAAGAUGCAAAGUCCCCCUGCUUGACUUCCUCACUUCAAAAUUGAAAAGUAUAUUUCAUCUCAAAGUGAGUGACACUGAUUUUCCUGGCAUAAGUGCAGCUGUGUUUGAAGAAGAUGAUCCCAGCAAAGUCAAUGAAUCUGAGCUCUUGGUGGAUUACGUUGAAAGAUUCAUUGACCUAUUUGAGGGAGGUGAAUAUGAGGCAGCAGCUUUCCAUGCUGCCAAAUCCCCGCAUGGAGUAUUGAGAAAUAUGGAGACAAUGGAAAGGUUCAGAGCGGUAACAGUGUGUCCAGGCCAGGGGGAGCUACCCCCUCUACUCCUCUUCUUCCAGGCCCUCAUGAUUUCAGUGCAUGCUGGGAAACAGCUGCCUGGGGAGAUGCUGUCGGUGGAGGCUGUCCGGUGUGCCGUGCAGUACAACUGUUUAGAGCUGGUCACGUACUGGGUAACCCAGAAGAGGCUAACGUACAGCGAGGCUCUGGGGGAUGUGAUCAGUGAGCGUGGCGGCGUAAAGCUGCCGACGUCCGACACGUGUCUUGCCCUUGCCCAUAUCAUCUACAAGGCCUGCGGUGUGCUCAGGAAAGUCGCACUGUGCUUGUGCAAAAGAGGCAUGACCAGCAGUGCCGUUGAGUGCAUCUAUCAGAACAAAGGCUUUACUGCAGACGACUGUCUGUUUGUGCUGAGGGCCAGUCCCAGUCUGGCCCUGCUCCAGGCAUUGACUCAGCAGUAUCAGGGACAGAAUGCACUGCUUUCUGUGGGCUUUGCCUGUCAUGCUCUGCUGAACUCUGACCUGGAAGACCUGGCCCUGCAGAUGGUGGAGAAUAUACAUUCAAGUGGACAGGGUGCUUUGGAGAAGGUGAUCCUGGAUGAUGCUGGAUGUUCUGCGGAGAACUGGGUUGAGGUAGCGGGUCGCUGUGGGCAGAGGAAGAAACCUUUGCUAGCCCAGGAAAUCUGCUCCAUCCUGCUUUCUAAGACAGGGGCAAGCCUGUCCCCAAGCAUAUAGAGAUGCCAGCUGGUGUAGCACAUGUUCAUGUGAAGAUACAGUCACAAGAGGGCGCCCAUGGGACAGAUCCUUACCAUCAGUCCAAUACAGGCCUCCCACCCAGACCGGCCCAGUCAUAACACACUGCAUCAUGCUGCUCAUUGAUCACAGACAGAAAAUUUUACUUUGAUUGCUGUCGUUGUGUCAAGUUCUCUAUUAUAAGCACUUAUAUGUUGUUAAAUAUAUCUUGAACAGCGCCACACAUCAACUAAUAGUAGGUUUGUCAGGUAAUCUUCAAUAUAAUGUACUUUAAAGACGACUUAUCAUUUCAAACAGUUCAAGCCUUAUAUUACAAAAUUGUUGCUACGUGUUUAGAUUUAGAUCAAAGGGGACUCUGACAUCCCAAAUAAUUAUUGACAAGCUCUGCAGACUAUUGAAUUUCUCUUUGGUAAUUUCCUGGCUCCAGAAAUCCACUGAUGCUCAUAUUAGUCAUCUUUCCCACAGAGAUAAGACCUGAUGGCUGCUCCCUGAGAGGUGUGUUAUUAUGUCACCAUAAAUACAUGGUCACAAUAGCAGAUAGACUGGCAGCACAGUGGCCUACCUCUGACAGAGUGGGCCCAUUGUCCCAGGGCAUGACCAGGCUCAGUCACCCAGCCAUGUUAGAACGAAUUAAGCUUCCGCACAGCACAAACAACACCCAUCAAUAAACACAGCCUUCAGUUUCCCAGGCCACCGCCUAAGAAACACCAAGAUACACUGGGCUGACUGUGCUUACGAUCCCCACAGUAAAUCAAUUCUGCUCAUGUCUGUUGGCGCAUCGCUGGGUGUGUCUGUUUCAUCCGCUAAUGGGUUAUAAAUGGACUUGUGUGGUAGAUGUCCUUGAAUUUCAUACUUAUUCAUACCCAGAGAGGAUCCAUUGUGGUAUUGAAAACGCCUCUCAUACAGACUUUGAUUAGUAUUUGCUAAAAGAAAAAAGUGUUGUGAUUAUCAAUAUAAUUUAUGCUGGUCACUCUCCAGGCACCAGAGCAGUUUGACCUUAACAAUCCGUGCUGUUAGCCUUUUAAACAUCAAUAAUUAUAAUGUUACAACAAAGACGCUAAGACCGUGUCAGACCGCAGACUGCGGGGGUGGCUGGUAUCCAAUGGAGACAUUCUGCCGCCGAGGUUCAGGGAGAAAAAAGAGGGGGCUGGCAAUAAGUAAAUUAAGAUGGAGAGAAAGAUUCAGAUAUGGCAUCCCUAUUUAGUGAGAGUAACGAGCGGAGAGAAAAAUACAGAUCAAGAAAGAGAGGAACAAAGAGAGGGAGACUGAAAGGCAGGAAAUGCUGGUGAUAAUGCUGAAUCAGAGCCGCAUGGCUCCACCCCUGCUGCUGUUAUUGAUCCCCUGCAGUAAGAAGAGCUGGAUCUGGCCUGGCCUGCAGAUGGCCCCACCGCUGACGCUGCGCCCAAGUCACCCUAGAGCUCUGCUUCCUCACCCGUGCCUAGUGUCCUGCCCUGUUGCCUACCUCAGCCGGGGUUUUCUGUGUCAUGGGGUGUUGUAUAACAUGACAAGAUACACAAGCAUAAAACCAGCGCAGUCAGAAGAGGAAGGGACAGGCAAACGGGUCAUAGGGGACAUCAUUCAUAAUGUAAUGUAAUGUAUAUACAGUGCUUAAGUGUGUUUGUUUGUCAAUAGGCAAAUACAGAUGUAGAUUUGAUCCCACCCCUGAGCUUCUUUAAACCCCUCCCACCCAUCUCUGUAGACCCUCUUAUGGUUGUCCAAUGCCGUAUAUUGCAUUUGUCAACUAUGCUCAGAUUUUUUUUUACAUGGAACUCAAACCUUUCUAAUUGCAUAUUAUAAAUAGAUUAUUAUGUUGAUUUAGACUUGCCCACUGACUUUAGAUGUAUCUGUGCAAGCAGCCUGGAUUUUACUAUCCGAAGUCGAUUUCUAGAUUGCAAAAACAAUGUAACCAUUCUGAUUGUUCCUGGAAACUGAUGGGUUGUGUAAUAGCCAGAACAGACUUGGAUAACAAAGUGUUAGGGACACUUAUCAUUGGAUUUGAUCUUUAGUUAGGGAAGUACACAGCAGACACAGAGCAGUUAAGGAUUCCAGUUUGAAUCAAACAUGACAUUCCAAGCAUUUCAGUGGAACAGCUCUUUAACCAGGGACAUUCAUCUCAUUUUAACAGUUGAGUGGUGUUAUUUUGCCUUCAUAUUAUGGAAAUAUUAUAAAAGAGAGGAAGAUCAUGUACAUUUGACUGGACUGGGCCUUUAAAGAAAUUGUUCCCUGCACCAGCCAGCCUGUCAGAACCUGUCAGGCUUUUACAUCUGUAUAUUCCAGCUCCAGCGUGUUUCUUGUCUACUAGAGUGUGGCACAGAUAUGGGCCAUCUCCCCAGCCUGGGCUGUUUAUGUGAAUAGACAGCCAUGUGUAGCACACAGCCUCUGGUCAAGAUAGAGCUCAGUGCAGUAGUGAAUGAGGGCAGGCGUUCCUCAUUUCUCACAUUCUUUUGUCCAGACAGUGUAAGCAGCGGUGUGACUUACUUUUAUGCCUUUUUGAAAUAGUUUGAUUCUUCUUUAAUGGUAUUGCUAGUGGAAUGAGGUUACGGUUUUAAAAAGAAUAUGGUCGGGAAAAAUAGCUGCGUCAAGCCUAUUAUUUCUUAACUGUGACAUGACCGUGUUGCACAUUUGUACGUGGGAAGAUUAAUCUCUGGAUUACACAGUGCUUCGCACUUCCUAUUGUUGCUUCCUGGGUUGACUGUGUAUAUUUAGCUCUGUUGUAGUGCCUUGUCCAGUUUGUUGAUAUUUCCAUGGAUUAAAGCAGUGCCACAUUAGGUUUGCAGCAGGAAUGGAAAAUUCUUCAUUGAUUUCCAGUAUGACAGAUGGGGCAGAGGGACUGCUUUGUUGUGCAGCUGUCUUCAGUAAAUUGGGACCAAAUAUCUACUCUGCAGGGUUGGUGUAUGUGCAACACAGCAAAUAGAUUAGGGUCAGAAAUACUUGUCUCAAAUAAAACAAGAUAAACCUUUGUGUCAGGAUCAAUAACGAAUGUCAAAUUCUGCGGCACCAGUGAUGAGACUCUCUUUAAAUGUUGUUCAGAAUGUUACAUUUACAGUUCAGCAAAGUUCUUGGAUCUUAUUGUGCGUUUAACACCUGAAACAUGACCGUUCUCUGUCAGAAAA
Molecule: messenger RNA, 5163 nt
Organism: Esox lucius (northern pike)
Lineage: Eukaryota; Metazoa; Chordata; Actinopteri; Esociformes; Esocidae
Product: clathrin heavy chain linker domain-containing protein 1
Exons: 11
Coding region: 272-2032 (586 amino acids)
Source: RefSeq, a predicted model, not a curated record